Molecule: messenger RNA, 1902 nt
Organism: Aspergillus mulundensis
Lineage: Eukaryota; Fungi; Ascomycota; Eurotiomycetes; Eurotiales; Aspergillaceae
Product: potassium channel family protein
Exons: 3
Coding region: 1-1902 (633 amino acids)
Biological process (GO): stabilization of membrane potential; potassium ion transmembrane transport
Cellular component (GO): membrane
Molecular function (GO): potassium ion leak channel activity
Source: RefSeq, a predicted model, not a curated record
AUGGAACAGGCUACAGAUGAUUGGCACUUUGCCGUCACGGCCGUACCUUUGAUCGCCGUAGUACUGGCCCCUCUCGCCAACCUCAUGUCCAUCACGGCGUCCGUGACGCCAUGGAUAAAUACAAUUGACUCGAACAACAUGGACGCAGAUGGAGUUCCCGUGCAGAUCGCUCUCAGCGACCCCAAGUGGUGCAUCGCCCUCAAGGCCACGGCGCUCUCAUGCGGUGUGAUCGGGAAUGUCCUGCUGCUUUGCAGAGUCGCAGGCAUGCUGCGAUACAGCAUUUCACUGCCUUUGGUGCUCUGUUCCAGUAUUGUAGCGUGGGCUAGUCUAACCAGCGCACUAAUCGCCACGCACAUCACCCACCGUCCCCUCCCAGACAACCAGCUCUACGCCCCGUCCUUCUGGGCCGCAGUCAUAGCAGCAGUGCUCUACUUCGUCCUUUCGCUCCUCGUUGCACUCCACAUCCUAGCCUGCCAUCUGGGCGCCCACCACCCGGCAACCGGGGCUCUGCCGCAAAAACAACGAGCACUAGUCCUGCAGGCGUUCGCAUUCGUCAUCUGGCUUGCGAUCGGCGGCGUGGUGUUCUCGCAGUCCAUCGAGAUUUCCUACGCCGAUGCGGUGUAUUUUUCGACAGUGACGGUGCUGACGAUCGGGCUGGGCGAUAUCACGCCCGGAUCGGCGCUGGGGAGGGGGCUGGUCUUUCCGUAUGCGGUUGUUGGGAUUGUGCUUCUUGGUCUUGUGGUUGCUAGUGUCUAUCAGCAUGUUCGCGAGGUGCAUGAUCGGGAGGUUGUCAGACGGCAGGGGAGCCAGUUACGACGGGCGGCUCUGGAACGUCUGCAGAGGACAGGGGCAGUCGCACAGUGCCAGUCCGAGCGCACACGGCAACAUCCGUUCAAAACCCGAAGUUGGGGACCGGCAAAUCACCCAGCCUCGUCUGCCUCUGGAUCAAAGACCGCGGCACAGUCCUCACUAGAGCUCCAGCUAGAUAUAGACGACGAGGCGCGCUUCAACGCCAUGCGAACAGUGCAGCAAGAAGCAGUCUCAUACCGACGCUGGACAGGCGCACUCUGGAGCAUCCUGCUCUUCCUACUGAUCUGGGUUCUCGGCGCCGUGGUGUUCUGGGCCGCGGAGAACAACAGCAACCCAAAAACCCUCACCUACUUCGAGACGUUGUACUUCGGCUUCGUCUCCCUGCUGACAAUCGGGUACGGGGACAUUGCGCCGGCCUCGAAUGCGGGUCGCCAGUUCUUUAUCGUGUGGGCUUUGCUCUCGGUCCCGACGAUGACGACCCUUAUUACGAGGAUGAGUAGUAGUGCGCCGCAUGUUUCUGUGAAAGUGAAGGCUCUUGUGGCCAGUGUAUCAGCGCGGUUCCGUCGGCGCCGCGGUGGAGCCCUAACUCCAUGGAAGGGGGUCUUUGGCUCUGCCGGAAACCGCAUCAGUGCACCACGAAUACGAUUACCGCCGGAGGAAUCGCGAGGGAAAGACGUCUGCGUUGAAGAAAACGGCGACAAUUACCCGGAAGGCUCUAAUUUCCCGUUCUCCCAACACCUAGCGACCGCAAUAUCGGAGACAAUGAGCGAUGCCCUAAACAGUCAACCGAGGCAAUACAGCUACAACGAAUGGGUGAAGUAUAGGGGGCUUAUUCGCGCGCUCAACCCCCAUAAGGAUGCAGGGGAGAUCAUUCCAAUUCUCGAGGUCCUCGCCGAGGCUGAACCCAGCACCUCCAGUCCGGACGCGGACUGGGACUGGAUCGGAGAAGACAGUCCACUGCUGGCAGACAAGACAGAGCCGCAGUGGGUUCAUGAACAACUUUGCGAAGGUCUCCUUCUGCACACACCUAGAAAUGCGGCUUUGGGAUCCAGAACAAAUGCCAGUCGGCCCCAGGGCUCAGAUAAUCCGUAA